UUCAGUUUAGCUAACGUUUCGGUGUUUUUAAUAUUUGUAACAGUUUUCUUUAUUUGUUAACUGUACUUGGGAAGGUCAAACUUUCCACCUGGGCCACCGUGUUUACCAGUCUUAGGAAACCUGUUAUGGUGGAAUGGACUGAAAAAAAAAGGGAUUAAGCCAUACCAAGCACUGUUUAAGGCCAGCGAAGCUUAAGGAGAUAUAAUAUCGCUUAACAUUGUUGGCCAAAUGUUCGUGUUUUUACACGGAUAUGACACAAUUCGUGAGGCCUUCGUGAAGAAUGCGGAUGUAUUCAGUAACCGACCUAGCUGGCUAAAGGGACUUAAAGAGGCUAUCAAGGAAGGAAAAGGUGUGGGAUGGCAAAGCGGAAAUGACUGGAAAGUGCUCCGGAAGUUUGUACUGCAGACACUUAGAGAUUUUGGCGUUGGGAAGACGUCUUUAGAACAAAAAAUCUUGCGGGAAGUUGACGCUGCAAAUGACGUUCUCUACGCUACCAACGGAAAGCCGUCGGACGUGCGACUUCUUACGUCAAUGAUGAUCAACAAUGUGAUUUAUGGAAUCGUUUUUGCUAAAAGAUUUGACUAUGAGGACGACAAGCUACAGGAAAUCAUUGAAAACAUGGGCAGGAUAUUUCGAGGUGGUGCGUCUUUCACCCCUGAAGGGAUGAUGCCAACAUUUCUUCUGAAGUUGUUUAACAAAGAGAAAUGUGGCGACAAGGUAGUGACAUGGGCAGAUAGAGGUUCCUUGCCGUAUACAGAGGCGACGCUGCUUAAAAUACAAAGAAUGGCAAAUAUAUGUGAACUUGUUUGUGAUGUUUUAACUAAGGUUAAUAGUGGUAGUUUAGUAAUGGGAAUAUUUGCAUAUUUUCUCUUGUUUAUUCAGUUCACAUUAUUAAUUACUGGGUUUGUUAGUGACCUUCAUGGAACACCUUUCUCAGUUCCACACACAAACGAAGUUGACGUAACUUUUGAAGGGUACUUUAUACCUCGGAGGACUCUGAUUGUUGCCAAUUUAUACUCGUCCAAUAUGGACCCUCGUCAUUGGAACCGACCAGAAAUCUUCAAUCCUGAGAGGUUCAUUGAAGACGGGAAACUGAAGAAGAAUCCAGCUCUGAUUCCGUUUUCAAUAGGUCCACGGAUAUGUUUAGGAGAAUCUCUGGCCAAAAUGGAAAUGUUUUUGAUCUUCAGGAAUCUCCUACAGCGAUUUACAUUCUGUAGAGAAGACGAUAACGUCAAGCACUCAUUCGAAACGAUUUUAGACCAAAACACAAGAGCUCCAAAACCAUACAAAACACGUGCUGUGAAGCGAGCUUAAAUUAAAUUGUCUGUGAAAACACGCAGAUUUUAGAGGUUUUUUUCACAAAUAUAUAUAAUCAGAAGAAAUGAUUUAUAUUUACAUUCGUAGUCAAUGGUGGCAAUGUUUCCUUCCAAACAGUUAUGUAACACCGAAUUUAGCUUACUUUAGGGUCAUUAUUAAGGCGUCAAAAUUCGCCAUCGAUCAAAGUUUCGCCGACGACUACGUCUAUGAUUGGAUAACUUCAAGAUUAAUCAGAUCAUCCGGUGACUAGGAAGUACCAAAAGGAAGAAAUGACGUCAUCAUCAAACAAAAGUGCAUCUUUGUUUUUGUUACGUUUUGAAAGAAGAAGGCAGCAGCAGAAGACAAACUUUUAAGGCUAAAAACAAAUAAUUCUAUAUUUUUACUUUGUUGCAACCGACUAUCUUAUCAUUAUAAAUGCUUUAUACACACAUGACAGGAUCACGGGAUGUACGCGGUGAAAUGAGUUAUUUUACACGCGGGCUUGUAUUUAACAGUGUUAUUACGGAAAACACAUUCAUUUUACACUGCUUGAGUUUGUAAGCUAGAAAAAUACUAGAAAUACCACACUGCCGCUCAAAAGCAGGCGUAUACAGUUCUGACGGCCCAUGCCGCAAUGCCAUGUAGUAGGGUUUGGUAUUAUUAAAAAUCGUGAUCAAUUUUCUAACCAAUUUGCGUGAUGUGUAUUUUUAU
This is a messenger RNA of Mercenaria mercenaria, 2007 nucleotides long. RefSeq names its product cytochrome P450 2J4-like. The coding region runs from base 229 to 1314 and encodes 361 amino acids. The transcript is spliced from 6 exons. Gene Ontology annotation, cellular component: cytoplasm; intracellular membrane-bounded organelle. Gene Ontology annotation, molecular function: heme binding; iron ion binding; oxidoreductase activity, acting on paired donors, with incorporation or reduction of molecular oxygen, reduced flavin or flavoprotein as one donor, and incorporation of one atom of oxygen. Lineage: Eukaryota; Metazoa; Mollusca; Bivalvia; Venerida; Veneridae. Gene Ontology annotation, biological process: xenobiotic metabolic process. The record is from RefSeq and is a predicted model, not a curated record.